Perca fluviatilis (European perch) is the source of this 5657-nucleotide messenger RNA. RefSeq names its product cholinergic receptor, nicotinic, alpha 8 (gene chrna8). The transcript has 10 exons. The record is from RefSeq and is a predicted model, not a curated record. Lineage: Eukaryota; Metazoa; Chordata; Actinopteri; Perciformes; Percidae. Gene Ontology annotation, molecular function: acetylcholine-gated monoatomic cation-selective channel activity; transmembrane signaling receptor activity. Bases 437 to 2038 code for a protein of 533 amino acids. Gene Ontology annotation, biological process: monoatomic ion transmembrane transport; chemical synaptic transmission; nervous system process. Gene Ontology annotation, cellular component: postsynaptic membrane; neuron projection; synapse.
GUGCGUGUUCAUCUUUCCUUUAGUCAUCAUCACCCAUAAAGCAGAUGAGGCAGAGCCCGAAAUGACUGGAGGGGACACGAAGUUGACGGCAUUACGCACUACCCACUCACCAUAGACAGGUGGCUGUCAUCAUCACCGCGCACGGAUAGGACAGGGAACACGCAGAGGACACGCGCGAGAUGUUUGGUAUAAGAAUACAGCUGAGCGCAGAGAGGGGGGGAGAGAGUGGCAUCCAAAGUGACUUUUGAGGUGACAGUCGACUCGGACACAAGGAGACAGACACAUCGAGUGUGUGCGCGUGCGAGAGAGAGAGAGAGAGAGAGAGAGAGAGAGAGAGAGAGAGAGAGAAAUCACCAGCAGUCUGACAAAGCUGCACGUUCCCUCGAAGUUUGACAUCCCCAGCGGGCUACAGACGGAGUUGUGCUCCGCCGCUGCCAUGGAGCCUCGGAAGUGCGCUGGAUCUGUAUUGAUUGGAGUUUACCUGUGGGCGACAUUCUGCUGUCAAGUUUGCCAUGGCGGUGUGUACCAGAGGAAGCUGUACCGAGACCUAAUGGUAAACUACAGUCGUCUGGAAAGACCCGUGCAAAACGACUCUGCACCCAUUGUUGUGGAACUCGGCCUCACGCUGCUACAAAUCAUUGACGUGGAUGAAAAGAACCAGGUGAUGAUCACAAAUGCCUGGCUGCAGCUGUAUUGGACAGACAUUUACCUGUCAUGGAACCCAGAGAGCUACCCCGGCGUUCAAAACCUGCGUUUUCCUUCCAAUUUGGUAUGGGUCCCAGAUAUCCUCCUCUACAACAGUGCUGAUGAGAGGUUUGAUGCUACAUUCCAUACAAAUGUGCUGGUAAAUGCGUCAGGAUCCUGCCAGUACAUCCCACCAGGGAUCCUGAAAAGUACCUGUUACAUCGAUGUGCGGUGGUUCCCAUUCGAUGUGCAGAAGUGUGACCUAAAGUUUGGCUCCUGGACCCACAACGGCUGGCUGCUGGACCUCCAGAUGAUGGACGUGGACAUCUCCACCUACAUACCCAACGGGGAAUGGGAUCUCGUAGGUGUGCCUGCUAAGCGUAAUGAGCUGUACUACGACUGCUGUAAGGAGCCCUACCCCGAUGUGACGUUCACGGUCACCAUGCGCCGCAGGACACUUUACUACGGCCUCAACCUGCUCAUCCCCUGUGUGCUCAUCUCUGGUCUGGCCCUGCUGGUCUUCCUGCUCCCUGCUGACUCUGGAGAGAAGAUCUCACUCGGCAUCACAGUGCUGCUGUCUCUAACAGUGUUCAUGUUACUGGUAGCAGAGAUCAUGCCUGCCACUUCAGACUCUGUUCCCUUGAUUGCUCAGUACUUUGCUAGCACCAUGAUGAUUGUGGGCUUGUCUGUGGUGGUAACAGUGCUGGUACUACAGUUCCACCACCAUGACCCCCAUGGAGGGAAGAUGCCUAAAUGGGUCCGAGUUAUCCUGCUAAACUGGUGUGCUUGGUUUCUACGCAUGAAGAAACCUGGUGAGGAAAGAAAAACAGCUGUGAGCUCCAGUAGCCCCCCAAACUACAAGUACUCCAACCCUGCUCCUCCUCACCACACCAGCACCAAUAGCAUUCAGAUGAGCACCAUACCAGGGCAGGCAUCCACCCAGUCAACCACGACCAAUGGGAACAUGAACCUGUACUUUGGCUACCACUCGAUGGGCACAGACAACCCUGCUUUCCCACCGAGCACUGAUUCAGGUGUGGUGAUGUGCGGCGGUGGGGGAGGCGGCCAUCCUAACGGCUCCUCUCCACACGACAUCCACUCAGAACAGGCGCGGACUUUGCUGCUGGAGCAGGUUCCGGAAAUUUCCCGGAUCCUGGAGGAAGUGCACUACAUUGCCAGUCGCUUCCGAGAGCAGGACGAGGGCGAGGCGAUCUGCAGCGAGUGGAAGUUUGCGGCGGCGGUGGUGGAUCGGUUAUGCCUGGUGGCUUUCUCACUCUUCUCCAUCAUCUGCACCUUCACGAUCCUCAUGGCAGCUCCCAAUUUCAUUGAAGCUGUGUCCAAAGACUUCACAUAAGGCUGAUUUCCUCCCUUUCUGAGAGGAAAAACAGAGGAAAUGCGAACAUAAAAAAUCCUGACACAAUUAGAACUGUACCACAAAAGCCUCCCUGCUACAACGAUGUGAAGCCCCACACGUUUGUUAUUUCAAAAGUGUUGUUACCAGUCACAGUACACCAGAAGCAAACCUUUCCCUCUAUCUUUACAUAUUUCAGUCAGUAGAUGAUGUGAUUUUUCCUUUUCAAGGUGGCUCUCCUCGCUAACACUGUACAUACAGUAUGCCACAUAGGAGGUUGAGGCUACAUUCAGUAGGUAAUGAUGUAGAAACUCACACUAAUGCACUUUUCAUCUGUAUCCCUGCUGUGCCAAAUCAUUUACCUCGUUGCCACCACCUGGGCUUCAUGCCUCAUCAGAAUAUAUUGUUUUUAAAAAUUUUCCCCGCUUUCUUUUCUGCUACUUUUGUCCACUUCCUUUCCCAACUGUAGCGCUUCUCAUCUUCUACAAAUGUCUUAACGUCUUCAGCAGUUACAUACAGUACAGUCAAUAGAGUUCAAUAAAACAGUUUUAGGAAUAGUUUUUUAUAGGCCUGGGCUCAGGCUUCCAGGAAUGCUAUUUCAUUUGUAUUUUGUAAAUAAAUCGUACAUCAUACUGUAUAAAGAUUAAAGAAAGAAGGGAAAGAGAUUCAAUCUUUCUUAAGUUGUAGAAUUCACUGAGAGAUACUGACACGUUGACUCGUAGCAUUGUUCAUGUCACUUCUGUUUUAACUAAGGCUGCCAAUAAUAAUUUUAAUUUUAGAUCAUAAGCCAAUAAUUUUCUUGAUUAUUCGAUUUCGCAUUUUGUAUAUAAAAAGGUCCGAAAAUAGUGAAAAAUGCCCAUUAUAAUUUGUAAGACCUCAAGGUGAUGUAUUCAGAUUGCUUAUUUUAUCCAAUCAAAAGUUCAAACCUCAAGGAAAUUAUUAAAUUACAAUAAUAUAUGAGAAAGAAAAGCAUCAAUUCCUCACUUUUGAGGAGCUAGAAAAAUGACUAAAACGGUUAUAUAAUAAUCAAAGUGGUUGCCGGUUAACUUAAAUCCAUUUUAAGUAUUGGAUUUGUCCUUACUCACCUCUUUCUUGUCUUUUAAGUCAUCCUCAUUAUACUCUUACACCAAUCUUCUCAUUUCUUUCUUGCAUAGCUUACACCCAGGUUAUAUAUCUAUAAAUGUGAAUAGAUAAAGUUUUACUGUUGCCAGUAUAGAACUCAUACUUAACUGUGACAUCAGAGACAUUUACCAUUUUGCUCUUUUCAAGUUUAUUAAAGCGUGAAGUCAUUUCUUCUUGCCUCCAUCCCUUGUGCUAAACAGUAUAUUUAGUUAGCAGUUGAUACACUCUGGUUGAUAUUUGUCAGUCAAUCACAUUAAUUCACAAUGUAUUUUUCUUUUGAGAUCAAUUUAAUGUUUAUCUGACUUAUGUGCUAGUGUUGCUGUUUCCUGCGAAAAACUCACAAUUAAGAAAGAAGAUCAACGAAAGUAGUGACUGAAAGAAAAUAUUUGUUCUUCUGCAAGAUUUUUGAAUGGAUUCUGAAGGAACAUCACCCCAGUAGAGAUGCAUUUGGAACUAAUCUCUGCUAUUGUGGGGCUGAGUGCUUUUUGUUUUUACUUUCUAAUACUCAGCGAAAAGCAAACACAUUCUUCUCUAAUCUCUAGCAACAACAUGCAACAAGGAUUACUGGGUGACCUUAUGUAACAGAUUUGUGUUCAACCUUCUCACCACCCGAGCGUCUCUCUGAUCCUCAGUUGUACAAGACAUGCGUGAAUUCCCACUUUUAUGCACACAAAUGAACUCUUCUCCAACUUAGCACUUGCAUUUUAAGUGGGUUUUUAGGAAGAAAAGUACAUUGUGUGACUGCUGCAGAAAUGGAAUUCAUGCUGUUACAGUUAAUGACUGGGCCGAGUGUAGGCAGCUGCCACCCAUUGACGACUCCAUGACUCUAAGACUGUAAAGCAUUUAUAUGUCAUAUCCAUUUAAAAUAGACUGACAGGAACGGAUGACGCCAAUUUUGGCACCUUUGCAGUACUCUUUGUGUUCAUUCAUUUGUAUCUACGUAGUUUUAAGAUUUAAUCAAGAUUCAAAAAAAUGUUACACUCCUUUUUUAAGUCUAACUAGGAAUGACAUAUUUAGUUUAACCAUUAAUAAUAUGGUUGUUGUUUUUUUAUGUAAUGGUAUUAGAGGUGCCAUUGCUGCAUUGUUAAAGUAAUAGCUCAACGUUUUUGGUUUCUUUUUUAGACUAAGAUGAGGAGAUUGAUACCACUCUCAUGUCUGAAUGGUAUAUGAAGCUACAGCCAGCAGCCAGUUAGCAUCUAAACUCUCUAUGCUAACCAGCUUCUCGCUGAAGCUUAAUUGCUGUGCUCAUUAAAUAACAUGUUAUACUGUAUCUCUUUCGUUUAAUCCAUACAAAAUCAGAAGUGUAAAAACCACAAAAAAUGUGUGUAUUAGUAUUUCCCUAUAGUUUAACUCUAUGCGCUAAGCUCAGCUAACUGGCGGCUGGCUGUAGCGGUGGUUACUGUAUCUUCGCUUGGCAUGAAGGCAACCAGCAGAGAGACUCCAGGAAGUCAUGUCAGGAAGCCAAGAAUUAAUUGGUGAGCUUUAGAGGUGCUGGAAAGUGGAUUUUCUUAUCUGUGGACAGAGCCAGGCCAGUUGUUUCCCCCUGUUUCUAACAGGCAGCUGGCCGUAGCUUCAUAUUUAAUGGACAGACAUGAAAGUGGUAUUAAUCUUCUCGUCUAACUCUUGGCAAGAAAGUGUAUUUCCCAAAAUGUAGUAUUCCUCUAAUAUUGGUCCACUUGUCAUUGCACAUUGUGUAGAUGGUAGAUUAUAUGUUGGAGGGGUUACUGCAGAUGAAGACUGAAAGCAGGGCACUGAUGAUCUGAGAGAACAAAGGUUUUUUUUUUUUUUUUUGCCUGUCAAAGGUCAUGUGGACAUAGAUGGGAAGAGGGUCUUGGUAAGUGUGUUACAUAAUAGGUAGAGGAAAAUUACGAGACCUUGAUCACUGACUCAUAAUGGAGAAUAUGAAUAGUGGAGAUAUAUUGACUCAUAUGAGAUGUGGAAGGGGACGUGUCUUCUACAUAGCCUACAUGUAAUUUGGACUGACUUAUGUGGAUACUUUGUGGGAUAACCUGACAUACUUCUAUUGUUACUCACUCAUGUUGAUUUGUAUUCAGCAUAUGUGUUUCAUGUGAGAAGGAUUUAUGGCACAGAAAAUGUUCAAAGUCUGUCAAAUGAAGAAUGAUGGAAAUGUUAAUUUGACUGUACUAAAAAUAUGAAAAGCGAAUUAGUUAUUCUGGGUAGAAGACAUUUUGAAAUUGACAAGUCAAAGCUAUAUUAAAGCUGCAACCACACAACUGUCUCAAAUAGCAAUGCUGCAAAAUGUGAAACUGUUGACUGAUAUUUGAAAUGAGGGUGUGACCGUCUGCUUUGGCCAUGCUAUCACAGGAUUUUUUUUUAAUCACCAGUGUUGUAUUUUGGGGCAACUUGAGUGGCUUUUUCUUUAUGGUCUGUGCCUCUCUGCUCAGUAUGAUUCAUUCUCCUUUGAAGGAUAUACUGUACCUUACAUAAAUUCACUGUACAUGACUAUUUUGUGAAAAAUAAAGGAGAAAUGUGAUAAUUA